GUCGAUCUGGUGCAGGAACGAGGUAGUGGUCAGCAGUGUGGGUUUGUCCAUCACCAAGAAAGAGUGCAAAUAUCGCCAAUAUGUUUUCCUUGACCCAAUUUCUAGUGGCUUUAUCCCUGGUCUGCGCAUCGGUCCAUGCCUCGCCGCCUAUCUCAGUACUUAGUAGGAACCGUGCAGGCGGUGCAAGUGGUUCUGCCACCGGUAAUUUGUAUGCUGCCCCUGCCGUCCAACCGGUCACGAUCACGGUCACCCAGACCACCACCAUCGACCGCUCCGUCGUCAUCACGGACACUGCCUACAACCGCGUUCCCGUCACCAUCACGGACUUCGUACUGUGGACUUCCACGUUACCUUCAAGAGUGGCUGUACACACACCUGUGGACGAUUUUGUGGCCAUCCAGACCAGACAGGUGGCAAAACCCACCACCAUUACAGUCGUCGACCAGGUGUCUAACAUCAAGGUCGUGACUGACGUCUCCGUCGAACACUUUACUAUCACGCACAGUUACUAUAACAUCAUGCAGUCGACCUACACCAGAACAUCUACGCAGGCGAUUACUGUCUCUUCAACGUUGGUGAGGACUAAUGUAAAGACGGACACGAGAACGGAGACUGACUUCCGCACCGCUUACAACACUGUAUUCGUGCAGGGAUCGUACCAGUAGAUGACGCAAGAGAACGUAGCCGAAGGUGCUAUUCAUUCGGUCUGGGUCUACCAGGAAUGCAAAAUAAAAGUAUCACUAGAAA
This is a messenger RNA of Penaeus chinensis, 747 nucleotides long. RefSeq lists its product as uncharacterized. The transcript has 5 exons. Lineage: Eukaryota; Metazoa; Arthropoda; Malacostraca; Decapoda; Penaeidae. The record is from RefSeq and is a predicted model, not a curated record. Bases 81 to 665 code for a protein of 194 amino acids.